Molecule: messenger RNA, 921 nt
Organism: Seminavis robusta
Lineage: Eukaryota; Bacillariophyta; Bacillariophyceae; Naviculales; Naviculaceae
Source: the annotation of a GenBank genome assembly
AUGUCCCUCGACAGUGUCAACGACAAAACCUUGACCAAUAUCUUUGCCUUUAUUGGCAAUGUCCCUGACUUCUGCCGCAGCGCUGCCUCCUGUCGCCGUCUCCGGAACUUUCUGAAGGACGACGCGGUGUGGAAACUAUGCCCUAUCGACGAUUGCGACGAUUGGGAUGACGAUUGGGACGAUUGGGACGCGUAUCAGCAGACGAAUCGUAGCCAAGCCUUCUCAGCACACAUCCUUACAAGUGUCAGGCAGCACAAGGAAGGGCAUCAUUUUGAGACAAACAACGUUGCAAACAACUUUGGAUACAUCGAAUUUGAUGGUGAGAAGUCCUACAUCCUGAAAGUCUUUGGUCUAGAAACCUGGGGUGCCUUGGUAGCCAAGAUUGUAUGCAAGGAAGGACUAACGUGCACACGACGCGACACGCUGAUCGCCGUCGCUCGUGUUGUGGAAUACAACAUGAUUCAACUACUGAGAGCUGCGAUCAUGAUCAUGCUUCUUCAAUCCGAAAACUUGGAGGCACCUGAACCCUUUCGAGCCUCAGACCUUGAUAAGGCUUUUCGUGUUGGGCUGCCAUUUGAACAAUUCCUGCAUUACUGGCUUUAUGAAGACCCGACGCAUGCUUCGGAUAGGGACACUGACAAGGGGACGGAGCGGCGCCUUGUCAUCCAUUUGAUGCGCGCGGCAGGAUUUAGUUUUGAAAUAGAGGAUCCUGAUUCGGUGGCGGCCAAGAUUUGUGAUCGUCUCUUUGGCCUCACCGAAUGGUUGCUAGAUACAGCAUUCAAAUACGAAGGAACUGCGGCUAUCAGUCCUAGGGACAUCAACCGUGCUGCCUCACGCCUGCAACUUCCAUUCCCUGGGGUGUACUUGAGCGCUGAAGACGCUUCUGAAAAUGAUUCCCAUCACGGAAAUGACGAACGCUAG